GAUUGUUCCUCAGUUAUCUUUUAUUAAUUUCAAGACAUAUCUGUCAAGAGUGGCAGUCAUUGAUAAAUCAUACUAGAAGAUAAUCAGUCGUCAUGAAUUUCAGAGUUUCGAUAUGGAGCUGCAAAGCACCUUUUAAACCUUCAAGUCCUCCAUUUCCUUUUCACAUCUACAUCAGAACAAUAAAAAUUCCAUCUACAAAGUCGGCAACAUAUUUUAAAACAUACAAAUCACUUGAAUACGAUACUACUAUAGACAAUUAUGAGUAGCGCAGGCGGGUCUUCUUACGGACAAUCAAGGAAAAGGGAUAAACCGUCCGAAGCAUUUCGUCCCAAAUUAUAUUCAAGAACUUCACACUCGAAUAAGGGCUCCCACCCCUUUCCUCCCCCGCCGCCACCGCCCCUGCAUCGUUCUUUCUCUGGAUUCAAUAAAGACGACGAUCUAAAUUGGAACCGAGUAGAUACAGACAAUGUGACCGGUCAACGCAUCUGGAGACAGCAAGGCCUCUCUGUAGAGUCUAGCACUCGUCCUCGGCUUUUUCGAAAACAACCUAGGAGCGGUAUUGAAACUUUUUCUCCACCAGAAGCACCAAAUCUACAAGGGACUGUGUACUCGAGUAGUGGAAGACAGCUUUCUGAGGGAAUCCUGAAAAAUAUGGCCCAGCUAGCCGUAACGCCUGAUUCCAGAAUCGGUUCAGAAGCCUUGAGCCACCCAAGAGAAUUAUACCAUUUAGGGGGAUUGGCCCCCAAAGCAACUACACAAACAAGCACUCAUUUUAAUACUGAACAAGUACAGCAGUACUCUAGUGAGGCAGUAAAUAACAACUCAACAAAGCCCCAAAAAGGGGCAUUUUACCCAGUACACACAAAGUCUGGCCCGCCUCCUCCAAACUAUCCUAUUCCUGACUCAAGUUCGCGAAGAUAUGCUCCAAAGACACCGGCAGACAAAGUCCGACUCGCUCGAGAAAAAAAUCCAAAUCGAGAUCCUUUUCCUGGCUCAGGGUUCUUUCCGAAUCAAAGAUGUGGUGAUUAUACUCGUGGUGGAACUCCUCUACCUAAAGUUGCUGACGAUCAAAAACAAGCCAUCUCAAGCAAGUCUUCGCUCUCAGAUUUACAUGCCAACGGUCUCAGAGGUGGCUUAGACUCACGAGAAAGCUCGCAAAGUCCGCAUCCGAAUAAAACCCGAAUAAAAUCAUCCUCACCAAGAGAGCUUAAAAAGUCCAAUCACCCCUGGAGUUACAGUAUUCCGGGUGAUUGGACCCCAUCCAAGCCAAAAAUGAAAAUUCGAAAUGAUAAUAUCCUGGGGAAAACUUUGAAGAGCAAAGGAUAUAUAGACGCGACGACCUCAAAAGGCCUGGUGCGCAAAAUCAUACCAGAGAAGAAAAGAAAUAAUUUAAGGGGCCGGGAUGAUCGUAAAUCAAAUUACAGAGACGAUCAUCGUAAGAAAAACGAUAGCCGUUCUUCUGAACAACUCGAUGAUGAAUCUGUUGAAGGGCUGUCUUACCCUGCUUCUCCCCAUCAAUUCGACACCAGAUCUCUCCGGUCUACUAGGUAAACCUAGACUUCACGGCCACAGACUCGCGAGUCGACGCGGUGUCAGUGGACAACGCUAUCCUCUCAUUAAUUUCAACGGUCUUCUUAACCUUGAACUAGAUCAAAUCUAUCAUUCCACAUCAGAUAGUCAUAGUUUCCUAGUCUAAAAAGUUUUAGGGAGGGCGGGGUAUAAAUGGCUUUUUAUGUAUUUUAAUGAGGAAUAAUCUAAAUGCCUGGUUUUCA
Molecule: messenger RNA, 1772 nt
Organism: Botrytis cinerea B05.10
Lineage: Eukaryota; Fungi; Ascomycota; Leotiomycetes; Helotiales; Sclerotiniaceae
Exons: 2
Coding region: 259-1551 (430 amino acids)
Source: RefSeq, a predicted model, not a curated record